GUUGUGGUUGCUUUCCAAAUAUUGAGGCCUAGUACAAAUGCCGCUUAUUUCUAUUACACACUACGGCUUACCACUAGGGUGUUCAAACCCAGCGGCUUAUGCAAGACCAUGUAGAUCUUGGCCAAAUUCGACAUUGAAACGCAGUUCACGGAUUCAAUGAACAUCGGUUCUCCGUUCAUGACUGCGAGGAUCACUUACUAGAACAUCCACAAAAACGUUUUACUGCUAGUCCCUCUUUCUACAUAGACUCUUCCGACUUGAUAUUGGUUGUAACAUGUCGGAACGCGUUAUCUCCCUGCCUAAUUCCCUAGUCCUUCUCAUUCAUCUCCAUCUAUUGAAUUUCCCCGCCCAGCCAGGUAACGUUGGGUACGAUGAACAUAUUUUCAAUGCGAGCAAACGAGGUAUCCGUGAUCGCAGCAAAAGCAUGGAAGAUAUUUGUUAUUUCUUGGUAGGCAAGAUAGAAGGACAGUCUUCGAACCUGAAGAAGAUAUUUCCAACGUAUCCAUGCACACAGCCAUCGGAUACUGUGGCCUUUCGGACAACACUCACAAAGUACAUGGAGACGCUGAAAUCCGACGCUCUGCGAUCACCUGUAGCGGAUCCCACGUCCAAUGCCAAUGCAUCAUCGAAAGCCGCAUGGUGGUGGAAAGAAGUUAUUAUUCGGAAGUCUACCCUUGAGGAGUGCGGCGGAGAGAGGUUUGAAAAGCUUAUGUUGGCUCUUUCUACUCAAGCAUUGCUCAAAUGCACGCCCAAUGAAUUCUUGGGUUCAGCUUUGUCAGAACUCACCGUUACUAGUCACGAAGCCAUACUAGGCCAAAUCGAUGCAUAUUCAAAAGCUUUAGCCGCUUUCAAAGACUCACGAAGAGUUUGGGAACACUCAGCUAAUGACCUUACCUGCCGUCAGGAUGCGCUCACCGCCCUUCGGUCAAUGUUAAAUAACCCUGAAGAGGGGUCCGGCUCAAAAUAUAUAAACAUCCCCACCGAUAAACUUCUGGCCGUUCAAGAUUCAAGAGUCCGAGACAUUCGGGAAGCGCACUGGAUGGAAGGCGUAAAUGCGAACGCCCUAGACCUUGUUUUGAGCAUUCUAGGAUUACCCUUGAAGAAUCAGGUGUCCUCACGAAAUAACAUAAGUGCUGAAUCAUCCGAUACAGAGCAUCUCAAUUCUGCGGCCGUGGACCCAAAGUCAAUUGUAACUCCAUCACCGCCUCUGCCUAUUGCAGCUGCUCACCAUCCAACGCAUCUGAAAGGUCUACGUCAACCAGUCCUCCCAAACUCUCUUCAAAGGUCCUCCGAAACUGCAGACUCAGAUGCUCUUUCUCAUGACAACACCUUGCCUCUGAUUGCGGAACGUCUCAAGAAUGAAGCACAGAAGCAACAAGCCUUACGAGAAGCUCUGACUAAUGCACAGAGACAAGCAGCAGAGCUAGAGGCCAAGCUACAGGCUUCGAAACCGGUAGAUUCUCAUGUUACUAGGUUUCGUCUGGAUCUUUCCACCCCGUCGAAUACUAAUGUUCAGGUUGUGUUCAAAUCCUUUGUUUCGGGUAACUCGACCACGCUUGACCACCAAUCGAAGCUGGAAGCUCGCAUCGUUGAUACUCGUGACAAUCUCCCAGCUUGGCCUUCGACUCCAGAUCUAUAUUCCGAGCCUUCUCCAUCUCCACCUCCGUCUCCGAAGCUCGCUACCCGUUUACCGCAAGCCACUAAUGUUCGCAAGCCAGCCAUCACCAUUACGCGGGCUGACUCUCAAUGCACGAUGGCAAUCGCGGGUUCCAAAAUACCGCAUCUGCCAUCGCGACCAAUGUCUAGCUCACAUAUUGCAGACCCUUCCGAUGCGAAUCAAAGAAAGUCACUGAAGAAGGCCGGACGCAAAUCUAAUGCUCUCAUGCGAGGUAGAGCCAGACGCUCGUCUGCGUUCGUAAGACGAAAGACGGGCACUUACAUUGAUGAAGAUUUCGAAAGGUUCGCAAACGAGGCCAUGAAUGAUUCAACCUCGUCUGCCGAGACAGAUCUUUGUGGGACCCCUCGACCAAAGAUUACCAAGGGGACGCCUCUAACGCCUCUAUCUAAUACGAAGAUGUCCGUUCCAAGGCCCUCAUUUGACAUGGAAAGCCAUGAGCGAGCGAUGACCGUGCCAUUGCCUCGCCUUAGCCUGGAUAGUCAUGAUGAGGCGUUGGUAGCCGAGGACGAGGAAGAGGUGUAUGAGGGUAAUAGUAUGACCUUGAAGGAGAUAUUAUUGAAGGCUGACGUCACGCAGUUCGACCUCCUGAGGGAGGACGAUUUGGAAGAUGAAACGUUUGAGUGGUAGAUUUGUAACGCACAUUGAAGUGAAAUGUAAAUAUCUUCACCCACCUUCUUUGACACAACAGGCUUUUGGUGGUAGACGUUAUGUUCCCAUCCAGCUGUUCUUGCCAAGGCAAUGUUCUAUCUGCCGAAACAUCAAUAACAGUUCGGUGGUUGC
Somion occarium is the source of this 2458-nucleotide messenger RNA. Lineage: Eukaryota; Fungi; Basidiomycota; Agaricomycetes; Polyporales; Cerrenaceae. The record is from the annotation of a GenBank genome assembly.